AUGGCCAGCUCGACACGCUCUUCCAAACGCCAGAAGACCGGCGCCGAUGCCACAGCUGAGACGGGCGACUCGAUGCCCUACAAAUUGAUUUACUGGCCCGGCAUUCCAGGCCGAGGUGAGCACAUCCGCCUCGCCUUUGAAGCCACGGGCACUCCCUACGUCGACGUGACCAACAAAACCGAUGCCGGGGUCGGUGCAGUCAUGAGCCAGAUCAGCGAGAAGAAUGUCGGCGAUGACCAUAAUCCACCGCCCUUGGCUCCGCCGAUUCUGCAGCACGGUGACAAUAUUCUUCUCUCCCAGACACCCAAUAUCCUCGCCUAUUUGGGUCCCAAGCUCGGGUUGGUGCCCAAUGUCGCCGAGGAUAGCGUGGGAGUGUACCACGUCAAUGCGCUCGCAUUGACGGCACUAGACGGCCUCUCCAAUGAACCACAUGAUGUCCACCACCCCAUCGCCAGUGGAGCCUACUAUGAAGAACAGAAGGAGGAGGCGCUCAAGAAGGCCGCCGACUACCGAUCUGUCCGUCUGCCCAAGUUCUUGGGAUACUUUGAGCGAGUCCUCUCGGGGCCGGCCUCGGGCGGCGGUGAAUGGUUGUACGGUGGAAAAUUGACCUAUGCCGACUUGGUCCUCUUUCAGACGAUGGACGGAGUGACGCAUGCCUUCCCCAAGUGUAUGGGUAAGUUGAAGAGCAGCGGGAAGUAUGACAAGGUCUUCGCUCUCUACGAGAGGGUCAAGGCGUUGGACAAGAUCAAGAGCUACCUGGAGAGUGACAGAAGACAGAAGUACGGCAUGGGAAUUUACAGGCAUUAUCCCGAGCUGGACGAAGAUUAA
Molecule: messenger RNA, 828 nt
Organism: Fonsecaea erecta
Lineage: Eukaryota; Fungi; Ascomycota; Eurotiomycetes; Chaetothyriales; Herpotrichiellaceae
Exons: 1
Coding region: 1-828 (275 amino acids)
Biological process (GO): glutathione metabolic process
Molecular function (GO): glutathione transferase activity
Source: RefSeq, a predicted model, not a curated record